GCGGCGGCGGAGGGGGCCGGGAGCUCCGCACCACGGCCGCUGUGGCGCUGCGCCGCCAGGGGGCGCCAUCGCUCCGCGCCGCCGAGCGUGCGGGUGUCAUGGCGGGGGAGCCCCCCGUCAGUGGGGCCCGGCCCCAUAGGGACCCCCAUGGCCGAGCUGUGGGGGCCGGGGCCGGACCCACCGCACCCUCCCGGGUCCCGGUGCCCGUCGUGCCCCACCGGGAGCAGCGCAACGGGCGCCGCAGCGGAGCGGCGCUGGCCGGGCUGGCUGCGGGCAUGGCCCUCUGCUACCUGCGGGACCGGAUGUCCAAGGAGGAUGCUCUCCUGGAAGCCACGAGGAUCAACGACACUUCGGAGGUCAGCAGGCUGCUGGCGGCCGGCGCAGACGUGAACGCAAGGCACAGGCUGGGCUGGACAGCGCUCAUGGUGGCAGCCAUCAGCAGGAAUUCCAGUGUGGUGAAGAUCCUGCUGGCAGCCAAUGCAGAUCCAAACCUUGGAGAUGACUUCAGCAACGUCUAUGAGACUGCCAAGGAGAAAGGCCUCCACUCUUUGGAAGUGCUGGUGACCCGGGAGGAGGACUUCAGCAACCGGCUCAACGUGAGGGCCAACUUCAGGGGCUGCACAGCUCUGCACUAUGCGGUGCUGGCCGAUGACCACCGCAGUGUCACACUGCUGCUGGAGGCAGGUGCCAACCCCCUGCAGAAGAACGAGAUGGGUCAUACCCCCCUGGACUACGCUCGGGAUGGGGAGGUCAAGGAGCUCCUGAAAGCAGCAGAGACAAAGUUCCAGGAGGAGCAGCGCCGGAGGGAGGUGGAGGAGCGCCGGCGCUUCCCACUGGAGCAGCGGCUCAAGGAGCACAUCAUCGGCCAGGAGAGUGCCAUUGCCACUGUGGGAGCAGCCAUUCGGAGGAAGGAGAACGGCUGGUACGACGAGGAGCACCCGCUGGUCUUUCUGUUCCUGGGAUCCUCUGGAAUAGGUAAAACGGAGCUGGCCAAGCAGACAGCCAAGUACAUCCAUAAGGAUAUCAAAAAGGGCUUCAUCAGGUUGGACAUGUCGGAGUUCCAGGAGAGGCACGAGGUUGCCAAGUUCAUCGGCUCCCCACCGGGCUAUGUGGGCCACGAGGAGGGGGGGCAGCUCACCAAGCGGCUGCGGCAGUGCCCCAAUGCUGUGGUGCUCUUCGAUGAGGUGGACAAAGCCCACCCCGAUGUCCUCACCAUCAUGCUGCAGCUCUUCGAUGAGGGCAGGCUGACGGAUGGGAAGGGCAAGACCAUUGACUGCAAAGAUGCCAUCUUCAUCAUGACCUCCAACGUGGCCAGCGAUGAGAUCGCCCAGCACGCGCUGCAGCUGCGCCAGGAGGCCCUGGAGAUGAGCAAGAAGAGGAUAGCAGAAAACCUAGAGGAUGUCCAGAGCACCGACAAGAUCACCAUCUCCAAGCAGUUCAAGGAGAAGGUCAUUCGCCCCAUCUUGAAGGCUCACUUCAAACGUGAUGAGUUCCUGGGCAGGAUCAAUGAGAUCGUCUAUUUCCUGCCCUUCUGCCACUCGGAGCUCAUCCAGUUGGUCAACAAGGAGCUCAACUUCUGGGCCAAGAAGGCCAAGGCGAGGCACAACAUCACCCUGCUCUGGGACAGGGAGGUCAUGGACGUGUUGGCUGAUGGCUACAACCUGCACUAUGGAGCUCGCUCCAUCAAACACGAGGUGGAGCGGCGCGUGGUGAACCAGUUGGCUGCUGCCUACGAGCAGGACCUGCUGCCGAGGGGCUGCACACUCAGGAUCGCUGUGGAGGACUCAGACAAGCAGCUCCUCAAGAGCAAGGAGAGCUCAUUCCCGGGAUCGGGAUCGGGAUCUGGAGCAGGCAAGGUCCCCACACUGCGCCUGGAGAUCGUGGAGCAGGGCAGCAGAGCCCGCAGGUUGGACAUCCAGACCCCGCUCAGCCCUGACAACAUCACCCACUUCCUAUAGGCACCAUUGCAGGCAAUAAAGCAUCCUCAGAUUCAUCAGCCAGUGAGGAUGGGCAGGGGCUGGGCCCCACGGGCUCUUAUGGGGUGGUGGUGGGCACUGGGGAGGUCUUGGGGUGCUUUGGGAAGGGGACGGAUGGAGCUUCUUGAGGGGCUUUAGGGCAUGCAGGAGAUGGGGGUCUGCUUGGGAAGGAUGUGGCAGCUGUCCCAUGGGAAGUGCUGGGAUGCCGGGUUGGGAAGAGGGAUGCAGGGAUGGGAUGUGCCAGUGUUCCCAUGGAGAAGCCACCACACGGUGUGGGUUUGCACAGGUAUUUAUUGCAAUAAA
Molecule: messenger RNA, 2279 nt
Organism: Melopsittacus undulatus (budgerigar)
Lineage: Eukaryota; Metazoa; Chordata; Aves; Psittaciformes; Psittaculidae
Product: caseinolytic peptidase B protein homolog
Exons: 16
Coding region: 99-1958 (619 amino acids)
Biological process (GO): cellular response to heat
Cellular component (GO): mitochondrion; cytoplasm
Molecular function (GO): ATP binding; ATP hydrolysis activity; protein binding
Source: RefSeq, a predicted model, not a curated record